GGCCGCAGUGGGCGCAUGGAGAGCGACCGUCGAACAGACUCGGACGGGUCUCCGGCCAGCCUCCGUCCGGUCGGACCCGAUGGAGCCGACGUCCGCCCCUUCCUCCUCCGUCGCGUCACACUCUCCCGGGCCAGCUCAACGCCAGCGCGUCCAACACGGCACCAGCUUACCCAAACGGAACCCAAACCCCACAAGGCCACCCGCGACGACGCGCUCGGCCGCUCGGGCGCUGCCUCGCUGACGCCGUCACGGCUUGUCGUUACCGCCCUGCAUCGCACAGCAGGGAUAGCCGAUGUGCCGCAGACCGCCGCGUGGCGGAGCAGGGGGCAGCCGAGGCGAGCUGGCUCGCGCCGUGACAGGUGGGCCCAGCCUGUCAUAGGAGGUCUUCGCUUGGACUUUGGACUUGGUGGCUCCGCCACGGCACCGCUUGACGCCUCCCCUCGCUCGGUUGCGGACUCCGCACCAACCGCUUGCUGCUACUUUCCGCCAGCCGGGGAAAAGGCAGCCGCAGCCAGCGACGCCUCACCUCACCUGACCUCCCUCCUCACCCCCGCCCCCAGCCGCAGCGCCCGCCGGAAGGUUCUAGAGAUGGCGGAGGAGAAGGAGUCGACGUCGGUCCCGCUCAGCCAGGCGGCGGAGGCCGUCGACCCCGAGGACCCGGCCAAGUCGCCGCCGCGCCCCAGCUCGCCCACCACCUCCACCCGCAAGGCAUGCUGCGCUGUUCUUCAGAGUUGGGUGUCGAGAAAAUUUAUGACUGGAUGUGUGGUUCUUUUUCCUGUGGCUUUCACGUUCUUCAUCACAUGGUGGUUCGUUCAGUUUGUUGAUGGGUUUUUCAGCCCACUAUACGCAAAACUCGGAGUCAACAUAUUUGGUCUUGGUUUUCUGACUUCUCUGGCAUUCAUAUUUCUGGCUGGAAUAUUUGUUUCUUCGUGGUUGGGUUCAACUGUCUUCUGGGUUGGAGAAUGGUUUAUAAAGAAAAUGCCAUUUGUGAAGCACAUAUAUUCGGCAUCAAAGCAAGUCAGCACUGCCAUUUCACCAGAUCAAAAUACGACAGCAUUUAAAGAAGUUGCAAUAAUUCGGCAUCCACGUGUUGGUGAAUACGCAUUCGGAUUUAUAACAUCAACUGUUGUCCUUCAGACAGACAAAGGUGAUGAGGAAUUGUGUAGUGUUUAUGUGCCAACAAAUCAUCUAUAUAUUGGUGAUAUAUUUCUGCUGAACUCUGAAGAGAUCAUCAGACCAAACUUAUCCAUUCGAGAAGGAAUUGAAAUUAUCGUUUCUGGAGGAAUGACCAUGCCACAAGUAAUUGCAUCGCUAGAUCCCAUCCCAAGAAAGAGCCAGAGCAUCCGCCUAAAUAGAAUAAUGACAUGAGGAUGUGUGAGUCAUCAAAGCAAGGGUCGCAAAUGGGUGGAUGGGACUCCAGUGCUGGUCUGUUUGUGCUGUUCGUUUCUUACGUGUAAAAUGUCAAGGUUGGAUACGGGAACGUGAUGACCAAGCUGGACGGAAGCAUCGUACCGAUGGCCUGGAAUGCUGUUAUGUGACGCAUGUUGUUUUUCUCUGUUUGCUGACUGGUCCAAAGUGUUAACUUCGAUGCACCGGUGGUGUACAACUAGUGUGCCUGAUUACAUUCAUUUGUAAGAGUGUGUCGUGUAAUACCAUGUCGACUUCGUUACUAUAGUAUACAUACCAUGCUGACUGGUUUCUUUGUGAACA
This is a messenger RNA of Aegilops tauschii subsp. strangulata, 1710 nucleotides long. RefSeq names its product protein LIKE COV 2. NCBI's taxonomy places the organism in Eukaryota, Viridiplantae, Streptophyta, Magnoliopsida, Poales, Poaceae. Gene Ontology annotation, cellular component: Golgi apparatus. The record is from RefSeq and is a predicted model, not a curated record.